AUAUUGAAUACUUACUUGAGAUGGGCUGGAACAGUAGAAAGGUAAGGCGUGUGUAGAAACGUAGAUAUACAAAUUAUUCCCUGAUUCCCUGUGUACCAAUCCUAUCUAUUAUAUUGGUUGGUUAUUAAUCGGAGAUCGGAGGUAAUUCAGCGGCGGAUUGCAUGAGCGGUUGUUGUGUGGGUGGCGGCGGCGGCGGAUCGGACGCGGAGUGAGCAGAGGAUCGAAACAUGUCUGCGAUCAUAGUGUGCGGGAAGAGAUCAGCGCUGUUCCAAGAGCUUCCUCCAAAGAGGAUCCGUUGUUCUUCUUCUUCUUCCCCGGUUCGCCUCUCUCCCUCUUCCCUCCUCCACCACCUCGCCGCCUUCUUCCCUGACAUGGACAACCACCUCCUCGAGAAAGCCCUCGAAGAUUGCGGCAACGACAUCGACUCCGCUAUCAGAAGCUUAAACCAGCUUCGCUUAGGAGCAUCAACACCUCCUUCUCUUCGUUCCACUCCCACUGCAUCUGAUGCUACUCUUCAAUCGCAAGUAGGUGAAGGGCAAUAUGAUGCAGAAGUUUCAGCUUCUGAGGACCCGGUUACUGGACAAAAUUAUCCCACAAAUGGUGCUGAAUGGGUGGAGCUUUUUGUUAAAGAAAUGAUGAAUGCUUCAAACAUGGAUGACGCCAAAGCUCGAGCAUCAAAAAUGUUAGAGGCUUUGGAGAAGUCAAUUUGCAUGAGAACAAGUGUUGAAACAGAGCGAAACUUCCACCAGGAAAAUACGGCGUUGAAGGAACAGGUGGAGGCCCUUGUUCAAGAAAAUGUGAUUCUGAAGCGUGCUAUCUGUAUUCAGCACGAACGCCAGAAAGAAUAUGAAGACAGAGAUGUAGUGUUGCAGCAAUUGAAGCAAUUAGUGUCACAGUACCAGGAACAAGUAAGAGCUUUAGAGGUAAACAAUUAUGCACUGACAAUGCACCUAAAGCAGGCAGAGCAAAGCAGUUCCAUCCCUGGGCGUUUUCAUCCAGAUGUUUUCUAGAAAUGAGAAGAAUCCGAAGUGUAUCUACUUAUCGGAGGGAGAGUUUUCCAUAGGGUGAAGGAAGAAAAAGACUUACAGCUCCACCUCGUAGAAGGGUGCAAAAGUUGAUACCGAUGUUCAUGUAGAGAACUUUGUAGUUGAGGAACAUGUAGUUGAGGAACAUGUAGUUGAGGAGGAGCAGUAUCAAAAUGUUCCUCAAAUAGAUCAUGAAGUGGGUAGAUUAGAAAGAGAUCCAUGACCAUAUCUCUUAUAUCUUAUGAGAGGACGGAGUGAGUGCAAAUGAUUAUUGUUUAGUUUGAAUAAAUUUUAUUUUAAUUAGAUUUAA
Molecule: messenger RNA, 1335 nt
Organism: Vigna angularis (adzuki bean)
Lineage: Eukaryota; Viridiplantae; Streptophyta; Magnoliopsida; Fabales; Fabaceae
Exons: 4
Coding region: 228-1010 (260 amino acids)
Molecular function (GO): ubiquitin binding
Source: RefSeq, a predicted model, not a curated record